Saxophila tyrrhenica is the source of this 1545-nucleotide messenger RNA. RefSeq names its product transcriptional regulator opi1 (gene OPI1). Lineage: Eukaryota; Fungi; Ascomycota; Dothideomycetes; Mycosphaerellales; Extremaceae. Bases 1 to 1545 code for a protein of 514 amino acids. The record is from RefSeq and is a predicted model, not a curated record. Gene Ontology annotation, molecular function: transcription corepressor activity. Gene Ontology annotation, cellular component: nucleus; endoplasmic reticulum. The transcript has 2 exons. Gene Ontology annotation, biological process: regulation of transcription by RNA polymerase II; phospholipid biosynthetic process; endoplasmic reticulum unfolded protein response.
AUGGAGCAGCAGCAACAACACCGACCGCAGUCCUACGUUUCACACAACCCGGCCGAACUCACCUUCCCAUCCGUACCGAAAACAGACGUCAACCACGCGCAUGCGACAGCAGAAAUAACACUACCCGGCCUCAAAACCGUACUCUCGUCCGACUUCCACAACGACUCCCUUCCCUCCGGUUUCCGCUCGUCGAACGGCGGCCAUGAGUCUCCGAGAUCAGUGAGGAGUAUACCGCGCAUUGAUCCCGGGCCUCAGGAUAUCAAUGGCGGUCGCAGGAGUUUUGAGGCGGCUAUCGCGAGUCCGUCGGAGGUGGGGAGUGCGAUGAGCAUUGAUGAGCCGUCGGUGAGGUCGCCGAGUGUGUCGAUUGAUGAUCCGAAUGUGCGCAUGGCUGCUGAGGCGCUUUCUGGGCUGGGGAAUCCAGAAUCAAAGCAGAGUAGCAUUGCGACUUCGAGCAAAGAGCAGGAACCGCUCUUUCAAAUGUUCGCCAAGGCACAUCCGUGGGUUGGAGGCACAAUCAAUGGAUCGUUGAGCGCAUACUCUACAACCAAGAACUACUCGCCUCGCUUCGUACAGUCCGGCGUCAAGAUUAUUGAGAGCAGGAUUGCCAUGCCGGUUGUCAGUACCGUGGGAACAGUGGGAAAGGUGACCGGUGUGGAAAGUGGUAUAAGAUGGUAUUACGGAGGUGUUGCACGGCGGCCGAGCGAUGUUGAGAGAGAUGCAGACGACCCACGCAGCAAGAGGAGGAGGGUCACGGAUGAGAACAUGGACGAUGCUGAACAGCUGCCCGCAUAUGGUGCGAGCAAGCCACCAUCCUAUCGCUCAGAGGUGAGUCCGAUGGGCUCAGAGAGGCAAGCGCAAAGCGAUCGAUCGGGACAGAGUCAAAGCCUGUCUUCGCAGGUCUUCGUCAUGACUUCAGCUUUAGGUGUCGCUCUGAGCGAGGCUUCACGGCGAAGUCUCAGAACAUGUCUCCUAUUCCUCGCUGGGCAAACGGAGCGCAUCACAAUGGCCCUAAACGCUCUCAAGCUCGUCCUAGGCCACUACGAUCAAACGCGCGAAGCAUGGCACCAAAACCAGGACGGAGUACUGGAGAAAGGCGAACGCCCCAAAACACCCGACGGCGACGAAGCCGCGCGCAGACUCGCCGACAUGAUCCAGCAGCACUGCGACGACAUCUGGCGCACAUUACAACACGUCGUCUCGUCCGUCUCGAACUACGCAGGCGGUGCGCUACCGGAGAACGCGCGCACGUUCAUCCGCACGCAAUUGAUGUCCCUCCCGCAGCGCUGGCGCGUGGCUUCAGAGACGCAGACCGGUGAGAGCGAGACGAGCAGGAAAGCGCAUCGCAUGGUUGCUUUCGCCACCGAGGGACUCGACAUGAUGACCCAAGUCAGUGAGACGAUAGGUCUUACGCUGGAUUCCGCUGAGCAAUGGCUGGCGACGGUGGGCAGACGUCGGGAUACGAGUACCCGUUCGCCGAAUGGUCAUGAUAGUAAGGAUCGAGAGAUGGCGAAUGCGCCGCCAGUGAGGGAUGUUGAGAAGCAAUGA